This is a messenger RNA of Anthonomus grandis grandis, 1266 nucleotides long. Its product is annotated as SPRY domain-containing SOCS box protein 3. Lineage: Eukaryota; Metazoa; Arthropoda; Insecta; Coleoptera; Curculionidae. The transcript is spliced from 4 exons. The record is from RefSeq and is a predicted model, not a curated record. Bases 136 to 1113 code for a protein of 325 amino acids. Gene Ontology annotation, molecular function: protein binding. Gene Ontology annotation, cellular component: SCF ubiquitin ligase complex. Gene Ontology annotation, biological process: proteasome-mediated ubiquitin-dependent protein catabolic process.
AAAUCAAAACAAAUUUUAUUAUUACAGAUAAGAACUUUUCAAAAUUUGUCCUUUAAAUACGUCUUCAUUCUUUUUGUUUUUCUAAUAAAUAGAAGUUAUACGCUUUACCACGUGCCAAUCAGAAAAUUCAGUAUAAUGUUCUAUUUUUCCAAUGAUUUAAUUAAAAACCCCUAUUGUAGUGAUACAUGUUUGAAACAGAUUUCUGAAGGAAAAAUACAAUGCAAAUGUGGCGAGGACAAACCAGUAUUUGACUGGACAUGGCAUGAACCAAGAUCUGCAACUAUACAAGUAUCAAACCAUGGUAGAGAUGUUCUCUUUAACCCUGUUUACAGCUGUGGUACAGCAGCAGUUAGAGGUACCACGCCAUUUAAACAAAACCAUCACUAUUAUUGGGAAAUCAAAAUUUUGAGCAAACUGUAUGGAACGGAUUGUAUGAUUGGAGUGGGCACAUCAAACGUAGAUCUUAAAAAGGCUCAAUUCAGAUUUUGUAGUAUAUUGGGUAUGGAUAAUGACUCUUGGGGCUAUUCAUACCAAGGCAGAAUCUACCAUGGUCAGUUACAAAGAAUGUACGGCCGUGAAUUUAAUAUUGGCAGCCUUAUUGGGGUUUAUUUAGAUAUGUGCAAUGGAACAUUGGAGUUCUAUUUGAACAGAACACCAUUAGGUAUAGCAUUUAAGGAUCUGAAAGGCAAAGAGCUGUAUCCAAUGGUGUCAUCUACUGCCGCCCAAUCGGCUAUGCGCCUUACAUGUUGCAUGUCUAGACAGCAAUCUUUACAAAUAAUAUCACUUAAAAGGAUUUUGGAAAAUCAAUGUUUGUAUGAGGAAUAUAAAACUAUACCGUCAUUGAAAGUGAUAUACGAAAGACAAGUCUUUUGGAUGAAACCACAGAUUACUAAAUGUGACGAAAAGAAACGACUGGCAGAACUAGAAGAAGAGGUGGCAGAAGGUUGCAUAGGCAAGACUAAAAAAGUUCGAAAAAUCCGUAAACUUUCUUUGUUGGAAGAUAUGGACAAUCAAGAUGACAAAGCUGAAGAUUCGGAUAUAGACGUCUAUGACUUUAGUCAUAUUUUUCCUAAUAUUUGUGAAAAAGCUCCUAGUCAAGAUCCUCCAUCCUGACCUGCAGUUAUUUUAUGAAUUACUUUACAAUAUGUGAUGUUAAUUUAGGUUAUUUAUAAAAUGGUCGAAAACUAAUGUGUAUAACGUAGUCUUCAUAAAUUUAAUUCUUCUUGUAAAUUAUUUGUUAAAAUAAAUAAAUCCACUUUAAAUAUU